Messenger RNA from Galendromus occidentalis (western predatory mite), 1144 nucleotides. RefSeq lists its product as uncharacterized. The record is from RefSeq and is a predicted model, not a curated record. NCBI's taxonomy places the organism in Eukaryota, Metazoa, Arthropoda, Arachnida, Mesostigmata, Phytoseiidae. The transcript is spliced from 5 exons. The coding region runs from base 106 to 1026 and encodes 306 amino acids.
ACAUCACUUCUGUCAGCUAUCGAGGCAGCGGCUCCUCGAAUCCCCUCCAGUGCGAAUAGGUUCUUCGGAAAACUACUUCAAAACCGGAUCAGAAAAGAGGUCGAAAUGCCGGUCAGACGAGGAGACAGAGUAGCGGUCAUCACGCGCUCCCUGUGCCGCUACGAGGGAAAUUAUCUAACGAUGAACAACGAGAAGCAAACUUUCACUCUCAGUGAUGUGAAAGCUUUCGGUACUGAGAAUCGUCGAGCGGAAGACUUCUUCCCGGCUGUGCAAGACACAUAUGAAUGCGUCGAAUUCGACGCUGGCGACGUGAAUAGUUUGAGCGUCGUUGAUUUCCGUGAUCUCAGAGACCCUGCUAUCGUCAAUGUCCAUGGGAAUCGCCGGAACGACCGCCACGACUGGAACGAGCAAGAAUUCCAUCGGGGCCCGCUGCGAGACUUGAACUCGCGAGGGAGGACCUUCACCCGCGGUCCACGAGUCUUCGGAAAUUCGAACAGAUCUUUUCGAAAUGAUUGGAUCGGUCUAGGAGCCAAGAGCGAGGGCAGCUUCCCUCAAAGAAACCCCGGAGCUUCCGGCAAUUCUCUGGAGGAGUUCGAUUUCGAGAAGGGAAUCGAAGAAUUCACCCAACUUAAGUUGAAUGAGUCCGUCGAAGAUUUCGAUCCUGAGAAGCAAUCACCGGAGACAAGCCCCGAAAAGCAGAUACCUCAAGAUGAUGAUCUCGUUUCGAGUCCCUACGAUAAGCAGAAAUCUUUCUUCGACAACUUGAGUAACUCCGCUGGCAUGGGUCCUCGAAAGCCGUGGUUCCCUCAACGAACCAGGAAUCCAAACAUCGAGACCUUCGGCUUGGAUACGGUGCAACAGCUUUACGACUACCAUCGAGUCUCGAACGAUCAACGUUAUGGCUUCCGUAGCCGAGGCAACUUCCGAAGGAACGCUGGAGGAGGCUUCAAUGAAAAUGUGCUGUCGCAUGGCUCCAGGAAUCGUCAGAACGCCGGGCCAUUCCACAACGCCGUCAGCUUUCACUAGUAGCGGUCGGCAUCGACCCAACCCUCCGGGUCUGGUCCGCUCUCCAAUAUUAUCGAAUUUACCAGAUGCUGAUGGCUUUAAUUAUUUACUCGAAUAAAUUAAAAUCAGACUCAUUCUG